Molecule: messenger RNA, 6143 nt
Organism: Notolabrus celidotus (New Zealand spotty)
Lineage: Eukaryota; Metazoa; Chordata; Actinopteri; Labriformes; Labridae
Gene: atp7a
Product: ATPase copper transporting alpha
Biological process (GO): monoatomic cation transport
Cellular component (GO): membrane
Molecular function (GO): ATP hydrolysis activity; ATP binding; ATPase-coupled monoatomic cation transmembrane transporter activity
Source: RefSeq, a predicted model, not a curated record
AGCAAUCAUGACGCAGAAAGUCAAUCUGUGCUCCGUGACCCUCGGAGUUCAGGGUAUGACUUGUGGAUCCUGUGUCCAGUCCAUAGAGCAGCGCAUCAGGACUCUUCCUGGUGUGAUACAUAUAAAGGUCUCUUUAGAACACAAGAAUGCCACCAUCAUCUUUGACCACAGCCAACAGAGCCCUGAGUCUCUAUCAGAGGCCGUCGAAGACAUGGGCUUUGAAUCAAGUCUGUCAGAGUCCAGCCCAGCCACACCCAUCUCUACAGAUACCCAGCUGAUCCCCACCUCAAGCCUGACACCAGCGGCCCAGCAGGAAGCUUUGGAGAAGCUGUCCCAGAUUCAGGGAGUGCUGGAUGUCAGGGAGAACCCGGCACAGACGGGUUUCAGUGUCACCUUUGUUCCUUCCCUGACUCCUUCGCUGCAGCUGAGCGAUGUGGUUUCCAGCUUUGCGACUCUUGAGAGCGCCACAUCCAGCGGCCCACUACAGAACAGCCCAACCUCGUCCCCAUCUCACACAUCAGAAGCCGGGGUAUCACUGCUGAAGUUGUGCGUUGAGGGGAUGACCUGUCACUCUUGCACCACCACUAUUGAAGGAAAGAUCGGAAAACUGAAGGGCAUUGAAAAGAUCAAAGUUGUUCUAGAGACUCAGGAAGCUACGAUUGUGUACCUGCCUUACCUCAUCACAGUCCACACCAUCAUUGAUCAGAUUGCUCUGGCCGGCUUCAAGGCGUCCGUCAAGUCCAAGCCCCGCCCUCUGCAGCUGUCCCCCAGCGAAAUGGAGCGAUUAGUUGAUUCACACAAACCGACCAUUUCGUCACCAUCAGACACAUCAGAGGAGACAGAAAUCUUCAUAGACACAACACUUACAAUGCUCAGGGUGAAGGGUAUGCACUGCCGAUCAUGCGUGGUCAAUAUCCAGGACAAUAUUUCUACGGUGCCUGGGGUCUCCUCUGUGGAGGUCUCUCUAGAGAAGGAGAAGGCCACCAUCUGCUACGAUCCUCUAAAGGUUACUGUUAAUCAGUUAGAGCAGGCAAUAGAGGCUCUGCCUCCAGGAAACUUUAGGACUCAACCCUGGGACUCCUCAUGUCCUCUCAGUCCUGUACCUUCAUCACCAACGCCUGCCUUAUCAUCACUGCGGCCUGCUGCCUUACCGACUUCUUUUAUUCAGCCUUUAGCAUCCACAGCUAAAAUUCACAUCGAGGGCAUGACGUGCAACUCCUGUGUCCAAACCAUCGAAGGCAUGAUCUCUAAAAGGAAGGGCGUGGUGUCGGCCCAGGUCUCUCUGGCUGAACACCAGGGGAUCUUUGAGUAUGAUCCUCUCCUGACCACACCAGAGGAGCUGAGGGAGGCUGUAGAGGACAUGGGCUUUGAUGCCUUCCUGCCUGAGACUAAUUCUCUGCUGCCGGCAUCAGAUUUCAGCCUCUCGAAGCCUUUGAGUCUAACAACUGUGAAAGAGCUGGAUGGCGACAUACACAGAGAAACUGCAAAAGAAGGCAACAAAGACACAAACUCUAAAUGCUUCAUCCAGAUUGGAGGGAUGACCUGUGCGUCCUGCGUGGCGAACAUCGAGAGAAACCUCAAGAACGAAUCUGGUAUCCAUUCAGUUCUUGUGGCACUGAUGGCAAGUAAAGCAGAGGUGCGUUACAACCCUGAGCUGAUGGACCCCGGGAGGAUCGCUGAUUGUGUGAAGGAGCUCGGCUUCACCGCCUCGGUUAUGGAGAACUACGAAGGAUCAGAUGGAAACCUUGAACUGGUGGUCAGGGGAAUGACGUGUGCCUCUUGUGUUCACAAAAUUGAAUCCAGCCUCAUGAGAGAAAAGGGGAUUAUUUAUGCCUCCGUUGCCUUAGCGACCAACAAAGCACACAUUAAGUACGACUCUGAAAUUAUAGGCCCGCGAGACAUCAUUAAGCUGAUCGAGAAUCUGGGCUUCGAAGCCACUUUGGUGAAGAGAGACCGCACUGCCAGUCACCUGGACCACAGCAAAGAGAUAAGACAGUGGAGGAAGUCUUUCCUGGUGAGCUUGAUUUUCUGCGUUCCCGUCAUGGGUAUGAUGACCUACAUGAGUAAGGACCAUCAAAUGCAUUCAUCACAUCAUCACAACACCACAGCGGAGGACCGAAACCGCUACCACUCCACCAUGUUCCUGGAGAGACAGCCUCCAGGCCUCUCCAUCAUGAACCUCCUCUCCUUCCUCUUCUGUGUGCCUGUACAGUUUAUUGGAGGUCGCUACUUCUACGUUCAAGCCUACAAAGCAGUCAAACACAAAUCUGCCAACAUGGACGUGCUUAUUGUUCUUGCCACCACCAUCGCCUUCACCUACUCCUUGAUUGUCCUGAUAGUGGCCAUGGCGGAGAAGGCAAAAGUCAACCCCAUUACCUUUUUCGAUACACCGCCGAUGCUUGUCUUCAUCUCUCUUGGACGCUGGCUAGAACAGAUAGCCAAGAGCAAAACAUCUGAGGCUUUGUCCAAGCUGAUGUCUCUACAAGCAACUGAAGCUACAGUGGUCACUCUGGGCAGUGACAAGUCUAUUCUCAGUGAGGAGCAGGUGGACGUGGAGCUGGUGCAGCGAGGUGAUGUGGUGAAAGUUGUUCCUGGAGGGAAGUUUCCAGUAGAUGGGAGAGUCAUCGAGGGACACUCCAUGGCUGAUGAGUCUCUUAUCACAGGUGAGGCCAUGCCAGUGACUAAAAAGCCUGGGAGCUCUGUGAUUGCAGGCUCCAUUAACCAGAACGGCUCCCUGCUAGUUAGUGCUACACAUGUCGGCAUGGACACAACGCUGUCUCAGAUUGUCAAACUAGUGGAGGAGGCGCAGACCUCAAAGGCUCCUAUCCAGCAGUAUGCAGAGAUCAGUGGCUACUUUGUUCCCUUCAUUGUCGGCAUAUCUGUCCUUACCUUGAUUGCCUGGAUUUUCAUCGGCUUUUUAGACUUCUCUCUAGUGGAGGAGUACUUUCCAGGUUACGACAAAAGCAUCUCCCGUACCGAGGCAGUCGUUCGCUUUGCCUUCCAGGCCUCCAUUACCGUGUUAUGCAUCGCCUGUCCCUGUUCCCUUGGCUUGGCAACACCAGCUGUCAUGGUGGGCACAGGGGUAGGAGCCCAAAACGGCAUCCUGAUAAAGGGAGGAGAGCCACUCGAGAUGGCACUAAGGUGCGUCCAGUCUGUGGUGUUUGAUAAGACUGGGACCAUCACAUAUGGUGCCCCCAAUGUUGUCCAACUCAAGAUAGUUGUGGAGGGGAAUAAGAUGCCUCGCUCUCGAUUGCUGGCCAUAGUGGGUACAGGAAACAACAGUGAACAUCCUCUGGGAGCUGCUAUCACCAAAUACUGCAAAAAGGAGCUGGGCACAGAGGCUCUUGGUGUUUGCACAGAUUUUCAGGCAGUGCCAGGCUGCGGCAUCAGGUGUCAAGUCAGCAACACAGAGAUGCUGCUGAAACAGGCGGACAGUGACAGUGACGACAACAACCAGCGCAACAGUGUCCUUGUCCAGAUCAGUGACACUAGAAUGUCAGAUACCUCGCAUCCUCUCAUCAUGGACCCACAGCCGCUAAGUCUCAUCAAGACAGAUGCCUACAUUGUUUUAAUUGGCAACAGAGAGUGGAUGAAGAGGAACUGUCUGCAGGUCCGACCAGAAAUAGAUGACGCCAUGAUAGAGCAUGAGCGCAGGGGGCGCACUGCUGUUCUAGUAGCUGUAGACAAUCUGCUUGCGAUGAUAGCCAUAGCUGACACGGUGAAACCGGAGGCUGAGCUGGCUGUUCACACUCUGACCAACAUGGGGCUGGAAGUUGUGCUGAUGACCGGAGACAAUAGCAAGACUGCACGGGCGAUCGCUGCUCAGGUGGGGAUCAAGAAGGUGUUUGCUGAGGUGCUGCCCUCACACAAGGUGGCCAAGGUGGAACAGCUGCAGCAGGAAGGAAAGAGAGUAGCCAUGGUGGGUGACGGCGUCAACGACUCGCCUGCUCUGGCCAUGGCUGACGUAGGCAUCGCCAUAGGAACUGGAACAGAUGUGGCUAUAGAGGCAGCAGACGUGGUGCUAAUCAGGAACGACCUCCUGGAUGUGGUGGGAAGCAUUCACCUCUCAAAGAAGACUGUCAAGAGGAUCAGGAUUAACUUUGUUUUUGCUCUCAUCUACAACCUGAUUGGCAUUCCUAUAGCUGCUGGUGUGUUCCUUCCCAUUGGUCUGGUGUUACAGCCGUGGAUGGGCUCUGCUGCGAUGGCGCUGUCAUCUGUCUCUGUGGUUUUGUCCUCCCUUCUACUCAAAUGUUACACUAAGCCCACUGCUGAGAAGUUGGAGGCCAGAUUUGGUAGCAGCAGGCGGCAGGGCAGUCUAUCAGACGUCAGCGUCCACAUUGGCAUGGGCGACGUGCGUCGUCCAUCCCCUAAACUCAGCCUGCUGGACCGCUUUGUGAACUAUAGCCGCGCCUCCAUGAACUCCCUGCGCUCUGACAAGCACUCCCUCAACAGCCUGGUACUCAGCGAUCCUGACAAACACUCCCUGCUGGUGGGGGAGGAGCUGUGUGAGGAGGAGGAGAUCUGCUGAACACGUAAAGCUCACAUUGGCCUCAGCUAAAAGGGUUGCAUCAAAAAGGCCUAUCCAUCUGCUGUAGGUGCCUCAGGGGCAGCACUGUGGACUAGAAGAAAGCUUUCAUGCCCCUUGUUUUCUUUUAGCUCAGCCAGCUGAUCACAUGCUCGUCUAAACAUGUGGGGGUUUCAUCUUUCAGUUGCAGACUAUCCUUUGUUGAGGUCACUUUCUUGCAGCACACACCAUUCUCCAACCCGUUGACACUUUGAUCCUCCAACACUGCUGUUGGAAGGGGCACGAAGCAUCUUCAGAGCCUUGAAGCAGGUGUCCACAUACAGGAUGCAGAGUGAUGAUUCACUCUGUCACUGUGCUCACCUGCCAGUACAAUCUUUAACACCUAUCCAAAGUUAUCUUAGCAGUGACCCCCCUCGUUGGAGCGGACACUACAGAGUUAUAUUUUAACAAUUUUUCCUUGAAUGGGAAAUUAUAACACUGAUGUAAAAUUAUAUUCCAGAUUAUUUAUAUUACCGUUAUUAUCUUUUUUUGUCAACAUAUUGUGUGAAAAUGAAGUGUUUAAUCCAAAUGCCAAUAUUCAUCUUCCAUCUCCCAAAAUGUGUAAUUACUGAGCGAAGUGAGGCAGAACAACUCAAGUCAAUCAAAGAUGUCUUUACAGUUCAAACUGAGUUGUUCAAAUGCUAAUGGAGUGAGCUGUAAUUGUGGAAAUUACACAAGUGCCAAUCGAAGUGCCACCUUGGCAAAGUCCAACACAUUCCAAAGAUAGCACUGAACACACGUUACCUUGGACUUCACGUGCACAAUGAGUGAACUGUGAGGAAAGGUCAACGACUUAGAGCAGAGAGCUGAAGACUGACUGUGAAUGGUGACACCAGCUACAGGAGGUAUAUCGAUUUCUGUAGCUACGUCAACCUGCUGCAUCAUUAGUUAAUCUGCCUGUCAGUGAAAGUGAAUGUUAAUUCUCUGUUCACUUUGAACAGGCGUUGUUACAUGUGUGACAUUUUGCAUUACUUUAUUUGCUUGUUGCAAAAAGAAGGAAUUCUGUGGUGAUGCAGUUCAUGAUGAGAAGGCCAAAUGUGAAUGCAUUUGUGUUCUGUCAUCACACUACACAAUCUGCGUGUUACUGUUUCUGAUAAUUGUGACUGAUGUUAAAUCCUCUGUGUUUUUCGUAUGAUUGCUGCACUUGAUCAAAGAUACAAUUUAAACCCAGGGGAGCAUGGAACAACCUGGAUCAGCUGACGAGACUCAGCUGUGUCCCAGCAUUUCUGCCAAACAAGUUACUGACAAGCAAAAGUGGAUGAACCAAGUGGAUUAUUUCGUAGUGCUCAUUUUAUUGCUCCCAUCUUGCUACUGUUAAGCUGCCUUUUCUUUCUUGCUGUCAAUCAGAAGUUAAUCACUACACUUUGGCUGAUUUUUGAAUUUGUCUGAUGAUCAGUUUAUCCUGCCGCAUUGUGUUCUGCCGUCAAAGCUCACCGAGUGCAGUUAUGCCAAUCUGCUGUUUGUGCUUUGCUUUGUAAAGACGUCCAUUGGGCUUAAGAUGUGUAAUCAAGUCCAUGUUUCCAGUCUUUCAUAGUUCGGAACUUUAUGUGCCUUGGAAUAAACCGCCUUUGUAACAUCA